Molecule: messenger RNA, 4041 nt
Organism: Porites lobata
Lineage: Eukaryota; Metazoa; Cnidaria; Anthozoa; Scleractinia; Poritidae
Source: the annotation of a GenBank genome assembly
GCUUGGAAAAAUAACAUGGCGGCGCUCAGCGUAGAAAAAGGUCCGCUCUUCAAAGUCAUUUUACUUGGGGAAGCUGGGGUAGGAAAGACCUCGAUAUUUUACCGUGCAAAAGAAAACUCGUUUCUCCAACACAGGAAAAACACUGUGGGAAUUGACAGCUUUUCUAUGUACAUCAAGGUUGGCGAUCAACAGGUUACUGUAAGUGAAGUUUCUGUUUGAAAUGAACUGCAAUUCAAUAAUUAUUAAAAUAAGCUUAUAAGCUUAUCUUUUUUUUAGUUGCAUCAGGAACAUGUGAUGUCUUAGCAAUGUAAAUAUAUUCUUUUUUGUAUAAUAUUUUAUUUUCGACGCUGGAUGAUAUAAAGAAUAUACCAUCAACAAAAGCGAACAUAGCUAAUUGCUAGCGAGCAAUUACCCUAUGGGGUCCUGAGUCGAAGGAGCGUAUUACGUAGUUUCUCACAUUUCAUGAAUUAGGACGUUAAAUUAACACUUUUUUUCCAAUCCUUUCCCACGCUCCACAGCGAAAGCCGUCUAUUAGAUCCAACAAUGUCAAGUAAUGACGAUUGAAGUAAUAAUGAAAAAGACAAAAACUAAAGCAAUUAAUUAACAUAUUGCUAAAGACGUUCCAUUUGAAUGAUUACAUAAUAGGGUCUGCACCCUUCUAGCAUUACUUUCUAUUCCCACUGCUACAUUACAAGAGAGAAAGAAUCUUUUAUCUCUCUCUAUUGUAGAGUCUGAUCAAGAAACCAAUGCCUGAAAUGUAUACCUUAUUAUAAGAAAUUAACGCUUCAUGAGAUUAUUGCGAAUUUCAAAAAUUUGCAUUAAUUUUAGUCACAUUAAGAUCUGUAAAUGUUAAUUUCCAUGGUGUCAUUUUAGUGUAGCAUUUAUUUCCGCGACCUUAAUUUCCAUGCUUUUACCCCAAAUUCUCAAUAUACACCUCUGAUGUUCUUGACACCUAAGAAAGAGGAGUAUUAUGUCAGGGUGGAGAUCUGCCAGCAGCAGUUAAACUGUGAAGAACUUGAAGUGGCCAGAUUUGUUCACUUAAUGUUUAAGUUAAGAACCACAAACAAAGUUUCCGUUUCGGAUUAUACGGUUAACUUUGUUCCUGUUGUCUCAACAGGUUUUGUUUCUUUGUAAUCAUAGCGUUAAUUUCCUUCAUUUUGAAAUGUUACCCCCCGGUACCCUCUCUUUUGCGUUAAUUUCCUUUAUUCGAAAUUCAUUUUUUACUAAAUUUGUGUUAAUUUAAGUCGCGUUAAUUUCUAAUACCCUAAUUCCGUGGAGCAUUAAUUUCCUAUCGUAAGGUAUAUAGGGUUUGAUCCACUUAUUGGUUGUCCACUGGAAACUAGUGCCUGGGUACAGUAUCAGCAUAAAAUGGUGUUGUGUUCACACCUUGAGUAUCCAACAUGUAACUGCGUGCACACUUACUUUAUUUUGCCCUGUCAGACACUAUUUUGAAUCAUGAACUUAGCAGCACGUACAAAGCAAUGGACAAUUCCAGAACUAACAAAAACAGUUUGCUCACAGGAACGCGGUGCCCACUUUUGAGCCUUUUUGUACAGGUCACCUCCACCAUGCCUGAAUUCUAGCAUGGGUACUUGAAAAAAAGGUGUGUCCAUAUUGGUGCCCAGCAAGUACCAUACUCGGACACCUUGCUAGGGCACCAAGUGUGAAUACUGCCUUAAGCACAAGUUACAGCAAAAUUCAUCGUAUCGCGCUGUGCAUUUUGGAAAAUUCAAAGGAAUUUUGGUUUUUUCGGUUCCGUCAGUCAUCUUAGAAGACCUCUUAGGAAACACAUGUUUACUUGCAUGAGUUCAAAAGGUCCUGGUUUGUGAUUCGUGAUUGGUGGAUUUCCAUUCGUUUUGUUUGUUUCGUGUUUCAAGUUUCAUUGCUUUGUGAUCAUCCUGUUUCAGGCAAUACUCUGCUAUUUAAGUCUGCUUUGCAGAUUUUUCUGAUCUGUGUUAUUCUUGUCACUUCCAAGAAUAAAGCAAUGUCUGCCUCCUUCCUUCAACAAAAAAUCCACUUACCAUCGCGAUUUCCUUUGCAAUUCUUGAGCAGUCUGGAGUCAUUCUCAGCCAAGCUGUGCGAGCACGUUACGUUGUGAUUUGCAUUAAACCCACCUUCAGUCAAAUAAUUGACAGAACAGAAAAAACGAAAAUACCUUCGAAGAUUAGAAUACAGGCAGCAUGAUACAACAAAUUUCGCUAUGAUAGAACCAGUUUAUACAGGAAAUUAUAACUGGAUGAUGUUCAAGUGAAUCCAGUAUCCUGAGUGACUACUGGAGGGGGCAUAUAAUAAAAUAGUUUUUUGAACAAAUUUGUCCGCCUAAGAUGGCUGAAUAUUGGCCUCAAUCUUUUCCUUUUUUAUUUUUCAUAAGGAACACAACUUCAAAUUGGUCCAAAAAAAGAACUUGCAUGGCCAUUAUCCAGCCUUUUUGGUCCUCACACGUGAUCAGUAAUGCAUAUAGAAACCACGUGACUGUUUGGUGAAAAGGUUUAUUACUAUGAAUGACCCCACCAUAAAAGGUUCUGAUCAAUAAUAUUCUAAAAGUAGAGCUAUAUAAUGUAGUGUACCCGUGAUUUGACCGUGGGAGUGAACGAGAACUGAAUUGUAAUCUCUGGCUUCCUUCUAGUUUUUCUCUGAAUGAAAAUCAGUAAUAUCAUGUCACAAUGUCUGUGAGCUUGAGAUAUGCAAUUGAGUCAGUGGGGGAGGGGGAGAGAGGUGAAUGUGAAUCAUAAACUGUACAUCCAGAUGUGGUUCUGUUGUGGUUCUUAGCAUUGCAUUCCUGUAUUUCAGGCUUUUUCAGUCAAGCCAAGUUAAGCAUACCCACUAAGAUUCCAUGAAUGAAUAGCCUAUUUUACAGUUACAGGUGGAAAUGAGGCUGGAAUUGACCUUGUUUUGAUACAACCCUAGGCCUUCCUGCUUUAUAUUUAAUUUUAUGUAAAUCAUGUGGUUGUUAUGCUAACUUGUAUUUUUUAAGCACAAUUUACUUUUAAAGAAAAGGAAGGAGGUUUGUAUCAAAACAAGGUCAAACUCAACCUCACAUUCACGCAAAGGCUAGGACACUAAGCCCACAACUGUAAAAUGGCCUAUUGAUUAUCUGAGAAUUAAUCUGUUAGCUGUAGUAGUUGUAGAUCUCAGAUUCAUCUCUGCAUUCUUGCAUGCAUGAUUAGCAGUGAAUUCAUUCACGUAGUAAUGAGAUUUCUGGGAGCUGGGUUUCCUAAAUUUUGACACAAAUGUCUUCAUAAUGGUUUUAUGACUUUUAUCCAGUUAAAGAUUCUUUAAUCUGACCAAAUACUGAUAAGUUGUAGGGAAAAAUUCACUGCUCAUAAGGCAUGUAGGAAUGCAGAUUUGAACUUUACACUAGGUAGGGGAAUUAGGACUAACAGAUUUUUUUUGUCAAAUAAUCAAUAUUAUCAUUGAUACAAUCUCUUGGCAUUAAUGCUUGACCUGGCUAGGUUAUAACGUUUUUUUUCUUUUUGUAGCUUGGUGUCUGGGACACAGCAGGAGUGGAAAGAUUUCGCACAAUUACAAAUAACUACUACCGUGGGUCACAUGCUGCUAUCUUUGUUUACAGCAUGGAUGACCCUUCAUCAUUACACUAUUUAGCACACUGGCUUCGUGAUCUCAACGAGUAUUCUCCUGAAGCCAUGAAAAUUCUUGUUGGAAACAAAAAAGACCUGGAAUGCGAGAUAUCCAAAGAAACCAUUGAAUUAUUUAGAACUGCAAAUGAGUGCCACCUAAGUGUUCUUACAUCAGCCAAGACAGGGGAAGGAAUUCAAGAUAUGUUCGACAGUGUUGCACAGAUGCUGGUUGGACAAGGCCAGUAUAAACUUUCUUCAACUUCUACUGUGAGUCUUGAUUCUCCUCAUCCGAGGAGUGGAUGUUGUUCUUGAUGCUAGUAAAACGCAGUGUUGAUUAAGAUGUUAUGGUCAAGCCAGGGUAUUUUGAAUUAGUCAAAUGAUAACCUAUGGCCUAACUUGAGAAAACAGACGACAUUUUGUGACACCACCGGUGGUUUUCCCACGAAAUAACGUCUGAGGAAUG